Messenger RNA from Dioscorea cayenensis subsp. rotundata (Guinea yam), 1361 nucleotides. RefSeq lists its product as uncharacterized. The annotation marks the transcript as partial. NCBI's taxonomy places the organism in Eukaryota, Viridiplantae, Streptophyta, Magnoliopsida, Dioscoreales, Dioscoreaceae. The transcript has 8 exons. The record is from RefSeq and is a predicted model, not a curated record.
AAAGCAUGGCACCGCCCUUCUCCUGCGCCGCCACUUUGUUCCGACCAACCACCACCCACCGUCUCUUGCGCGGGCUCGCCGGCUCGUCCCAAAAUCCACAGCAAGCCAAGCGUGACGGUCACCAACCGUCGGAUCCUCAAAAGCUGGCCACUCAGGAGCAGCCUCGCUCAGCAGAACCCUCCAAAACAAGAACAAGAAGAAGAAGCCACCAUUGAUGUCAAUCCCUUUGUGGACUUUUUGUAUGAUGAUCUUCCCCACCUCUUUGAUGACCAAGGGAUCGAUCGUACCAUGUAUGACAAGCUUGUCAAGUUCAGGGAUCCCAUUACUAAGCAUGACACCAUUGAUGGUUAUCUCUUCAACAUUCGUCUCUUGAAGCUGCUCUUUAAUCCAGAUUUCCAGCUCCACAAUGUCAGGCAGACAGGACCAUAUGAGAUAACCACAAGAUGGACCAUGGUAAUGAGGUUUGUCCUUCUUCCAUGGAAACCAGAACUGGUUUUCACAGGAUGUUCCAUCAUGGGCAUCAACCCUCAAACUCAAAAAUUCUGCAGCCAUGUGGACAUAUGGGACUCCAUUAAAAACAAUGAGUACUUCUCUUUUGAAGGUCUUUUGGAUGUUUUAAAACAGCUGCGUAUCUACAAAACACCGGACUUGGAAACUCCAAAGUACCAAAUAUUGAAAAGAACUGCUAAUUACGAGGUACGAAAAUAUGAUUCAUUCUUAGUGGUAGAGACCAAAGAGGACAAGCUCUCAGGUUCAUCAGGUUUCAAUAAAGUUACUGGGUAUAUAUUUGGCAAGAAUUCCUCAACUGAAAAGAUACCAAUGACCACCCCUGUCUUCACUCAGGCCAUUGAUGACAAAUUAUCUGACGUAUCCAUCCAGAUAGUUCUUCCAAUGGAUAAAGAAUUGACAAAUUUACCUGCUCCAACUGUUGAGGGGGUGAGUUUGAGAAAGGUAAAAGGUGAUAUAGCUGCAGUAACCAAGUUUAGCGGUAAGCCUACUGAGGAAGUUGUCAAGGUCAAAGAAAAAGGUUUACGGGCUGCUGUCCUCAAUGAUGGUCUCAAGCCUCAAGAAGGUUGCUUGCUUGGCCGUUACAAUGACCCUGGAAGAACAUGGAGCUUUAUAAUGAGAAAUGAGGUGCUGAUUUGGCUUGAUGAGUUCAUAUUGGAAUAGUGGAAACCAAUCAAUGCAAUCCCUGAGGCAACAAGGUACACACUUUAUAUACAAACUUCAGCUCUGUAUAUAGCUGUAAUUGUUUAAAUGAAUGUAGCUUGGGAGCUGUUCAUUGUCUUGAUGCAUAUUGAAAUUUGUAUUAUUAACGUGCAAAAGUAUGGAAACUAUUUAGUCUUAUUUUCUUUUAUUAA